CAGUCAGUUAUUUCAUUACUCUCAGUUUCAUUAUAGAGCGUUCAGUUUGGUAGAUGCAUCAGUUCUUUGCUUUCAGAGGCGAAGAAAGCGAAGUAGUGGAACACGGGAGUAUAUCCCUCAGUACAGGUCUGGACCAUAUGCCCUACUUAUUACACUCUACAAUGACUCGAGGGAGCCUGGGAGUAGAGGUUUUAUGACCAAGAGACAACUACAGACUGAGGCACAGCCACUAGCAGAUAAGUCAUUCACUAUUCCAGACCCUGGUGUACGUUACACAGCAUGGUCUUCUAUGGGGACUCUUAUACAGAAAGGUUAUGUGAUCAAGGAGAGCAAUCCAGCCAAGUACAGUAUCACUGACACUGGCUCUGAACUGGCUGAUAAAAUUUUACGCAAUGCACCUGAUGAUGUACUCAGAAUGCAACAGCCUGCAGCAGACGGAGCUCCACCA
Molecule: messenger RNA, 448 nt
Organism: Owenia fusiformis
Lineage: Eukaryota; Metazoa; Annelida; Polychaeta; Sabellida; Oweniidae
Source: the annotation of a GenBank genome assembly